Orycteropus afer afer is the source of this 3653-nucleotide messenger RNA. It is a transcript of the gene RC3H1, whose product is annotated as ring finger and CCCH-type domains 1. Gene Ontology annotation, molecular function: metal ion binding. Lineage: Eukaryota; Metazoa; Chordata; Mammalia; Tubulidentata; Orycteropodidae. The record is from RefSeq and is a predicted model, not a curated record.
AUGCCUGUACAAGCUCCACAAUGGACGGAUUUCCUCUCCUGCCCAAUUUGCACUCAGACUUUCGACGAAACAAUUCGAAAGCCCAUCAGUUUGGGCUGUGGCCAUACUGUCUGCAAGAUGUGCCUGAAUAAACUCCACCGCAAGGCUUGCCCAUUUGACCAGACCACUAUCAAUACAGACAUUGAGCUCCUCCCUGUGAACUCAGCAUUGCUGCAGCUGGUCGGUGCUCAGGUCCCUGAGCAGCAACCCAUUACUUUGUGUAGUGGAGUUGAAGAUACAAAGCAUUAUGAGGAAGCAAAGAAAUGUGUAGAAGAAUUAGCAUUGUACCUGAAACCACUCAGCAGUGCUAGAGGAGUGGGUCUGAAUAGCACUACUCAGAGUGUUCUGAGUCGCCCAAUGCAGAGGAAGCUGGUGACUCUGGUUCAUUGCCAACUAGUGGAAGAAGAAGGCAGGAUUCGUGCCAUGAGGGCAGCUCGAUCAUUAGGUGAACGAACAGUUACAGAGCUCAUCCUCCAGCACCAGAAUCCUCAGCAACUUUCUUCUAAUCUUUGGGCAGCAGUCAGAGCUAGAGGCUGCCAGUUCCUUGGACCAGCAAUGCAGGAAGAAGCUCUAAAGUUGGUUCUGUUGGCCUUAGAAGAUGGUUCUGCUUUGUCCAGAAAAGUCUUGGUUCUCUUUGUGGUGCAAAGGUUGGAGCCACGGUUCCCUCAAGCCUCUAAAACUAGCAUUGGGCAUGUUGUCCAGCUCCUUUAUAGAGCCUCCUGCUUCAAGGUCACCAAACGUGAUGAAGACUCUUCUUUAAUGCAACUAAAGGAAGAAUUUAGAACCUACGAAGCUCUGCGGCGAGAACAUGACUCCCAGAUAGUGCAGAUUGCUAUGGAGGCAGGUUUACGAAUUGCACCAGAUCAGUGGUCCUCUUUGCUUUAUGGAGACCAGUCUCACAAAUCUCAUAUGCAGUCAAUUAUUGACAAGUUGCAGACCCCAGCCUCUUUUGCACAAAGUGUUCAGGAACUAACAAUUGCUCUCCAGCGAACUGGAGACCCAGCAAACUUGAACCGAUUGAGACCCCAUUUGGAGCUGUUAGCAAACAUUGACCCUAGUCCAGAUGCUCCUCCUCCUACUUGGGAACAACUAGAAAAUGGUCUGGUUGCUGUGCGUACAGUGGUGCAUGGGCUGGUUGAUUACAUCCAGAACCACAGCAAAAAAGGAGCAGACCAACAGCAGCCUCCACAGCACAGCAAAUAUAAAACAUACAUGUGUCGAGAUAUGAAGCAGAGAGGAGGAUGCCCUCGUGGGGCCAGCUGUACAUUUGCACACUCUCAGGAGGAACUGGAAAAAUUUCGUAAAAUGAACAAACGCUUAGUUCCCAGAAGACCCCUGAGUGCCUCUUUGGGUCAACUUAAUGAGGUGGGCCUGCCUUCAGCAGCUAUCCUCCCAGAUGAAAGUGCGGUGGAUCUGCCUACCAGAAAAACCCCUGCUCUGCCAAAUGGAAUUGUAUCAACAGGGAACACCGUCACACAGCUGAUUGCACGAGGGACAGACCCAAGCUAUGAGUCUGGUCUGAAACCUGGAAAGAUAGAUCAUCUGAGCAGUAGUGCACCUGGAUCUCCUCCUGACCUACUGGAAUCUGUCCCUAAGAGUAUUUCUGCCUUACCUGUGAAUCCACACCCUGUACCUCCAAGGGGGCCAGACCUGCCUCCCAUGCCUGUCACCAAACCACUUCAGAUGGUGCCACGAGGGUCUCAGUUAUAUCCAGCGCAACAGGCAGAUGUUUAUUAUCAGGAUCCUCGAGGAGCAGCUCCACCGUUUGAAGCAGCACCUUAUCAGCAGGGUAUGUACUAUACCCCACCACCACAAUGUGUGUCCCGCUUUGUCCGGCCUCCACCAUCUGCUCCUGAACCUGGUCCUCCAUACUUGGAUCAUUAUCCACCCUACCUCCAAGAUCGUGUAGUAAACUCCCAGUAUGGCACACAGCCACAGCAGUACCCACCUAUGUACCCACCACACUAUGAUGGCCGUCGGGUAUACCCUGCUCAAUCUUACACGAGAGAGGAGAUAUUUCGAGAAAGCUCUAUACCCAUUGAGAUUCCACCUGCAGCAGUACCAUCCUAUGUUCCAGAAUCCAGAGAAAGAUACCCUCAGAUGGAGGGUUACUAUCCAGUGGCUCCUCAUCCAACUCAGAUCAGACCUUCAUACCUCAGAGAGCCUCCUUAUAGCCGGCUUCCACCUCCUCCUCAGCCCCAUCCUAGUCUAGAUGAGCUACAUCGCCGAAGAAAGGAAAUAAUGGCCCAACUGGAGGAAAGAAAGGUCAUCUCUCCACCUCCUUUUGCACCUUCACCAACAUUACCUCCUACCUUCCAUCAAGAGGAAUUUUUAGAUGAAGACUUGAAGAUAGCUGGGAAAUACAAAGGAAAUGAUUAUAGCCAGUAUUCUCCCUGGUCAUGUGACACUAUCGGCUCCUACAUUGGGACCAAAGAUGUAAAACCCAAAGAUGUUGUGGCAGCAGGGAGUGUGGAAAUGAUGAAUGUGGACAGUAAAGGAAUGAGAGAUCAGCGAUUGGAUCUUCAGAGAAGAGCAGCAGAAACCAGUGAUGAUGACCUUAUCCCAUUUGGAGAUCGACCAACAGUUUCUCGGUUUGGUGCCAUCUCUCGAACUUCCAAAACUAUAUACCAGGGAGCUGGCCCAAUGCAGGCUAUGGCACCUCAAGGAGCUCCCACAAAAUCACUUAACAUUUCAGAUUAUAGUCCAUAUGGAACCCAUGGUGGCUGGGGAGGUUCUCCCUAUUCACCUCAUCAAAACAUACCUUCUCAGGGACACUUCAGUGAGAGGGAGAGAAUGUCCAUGUCAGAUGUAACCAGUCAUGGGAAACCCCUUCCAUCUGCUGAGAGGGAACAGCUAAGACUAGAAUUACAGCAACUGAACCAUCAGAUUAACCAACAGACCCAGCUACGUGGACUAGAGGCUGUUAGUAACAGGCUGAUGUUGCAGAGGGAGGUGAACACCCUGGCAAGCCAGUCACAGCCUCCACAGCCACCUCCAAAAUGGCCUGGAAUGAUCUCAAGUGAACAGUUGAGCUUGGAGCUGCACCAAGUGGAAAGGGAAAUUGGAAAGAGAACUCGGGAACUGAGUAUGGAGAGCCAGUGUUCUCUGGACAUGAAAAACAAAUUGAAUACCAGUAAACAAGCAGAAAAUGGACAGCCAGAACCACAACACAAAGUUCCCGCUGAGGACCUUACAUUGACAUUCAGUGAUGUACCGAAUGGAUCAACCCUGACACAAGAGAAUAUCAGCCUCCUAUCAAACAAGGCCAGCUCUUUAAACCUAUCAGACGACCCUGAGGGAGGAGGAGAUAAUAAUGACUCCCAGAGAUCGGGAGUUACACCCAGUUCUGCUUCCUAAAAUAUGAAGAGUCCUACUUUUAUCUUCUGCUCCUAAUCAAUCUGUGGGGCGUGGGGUAGGAGAAUGGAUAACUUCUAAACCUUAUCUCUAAGAGUGGUCUGAGAAAUCCGGGAAAGGCAUUGGAGGCAAUGUGCACAAACACCACUACUAAAAACAAACCCUGCACAUAGUUCACAUUAAUGCAUUUUUUAAUUUAAGAAAAAAAAAAAUUAGCAGUAUCUGCAAGCAAUUCAGAUUAAAUUUGUUUUUGUUCUGUG